This is a messenger RNA of Effrenium voratum, 1923 nucleotides long. The record is from the annotation of a GenBank genome assembly. Lineage: Eukaryota; Dinophyceae; Suessiales; Symbiodiniaceae.
UUGUCCUCUGCGCGGCUCUUGGAACUUGAAGCGGUGCAGCGCGAACACCGGCAGCUGCAGCAUGGAUCAUGGAAAUGAAGGAUUCCAGGAUUUGCUGAAGUCACAGUUGGCAGCCAUAGAGCAAGUGAUGGCAUUCAACCAGACGCUCUCAAGGAAGCUGCAGAACAACGAGAACCGUGACCACUGGGCGAGGAGCAAGGACGACAACAUGGAGACGCCAAGCCGGAAAGCCGCAUUCAGGACAUUCAAUGCAGAGGAGCAAAGGUCUCCAUUGACGCAGCCACUGCUGAACCAGAAUUUCACUGCCCCGGUUCCGCAAAAGGCGUCCGACUCUCCCCACUCAAGUCCCUCGCUGCCGAAUUUCCACGCGCCGGACAGCACCGGCAGGUCGCCGCUGAGUGGAAUUUCGCGGGAAUCCUUGCGGCAUCACGCCCUGCAGUUUGGUAGUCGCUGCAGGCGUGCUGCCACCAGACUUGCCAUCGAGGGCAGCGGCAGUACUCCCAUCUCGCGGACCUACCACCGCCCAGUUUUGGCGAAGCCAAAAGAUGUGAAGGACCUAGCGAAAGGCGUCGUGGACUCCAUCAACAGACAGGCGCAGGACCCGGAGAAGCUGUACUCCGAGUCAGGUCGCUGGCAAGCCAUCGCCCGCAGCACCUGCUUCAAGAGCCUGACAUUGAUAAUGGUUUUCGUAAGCACUGCCUGGAUCGCCGUUGACACCGACUACAACACGGAAAACAGCAAGCAAGCUUAUCUCUUCGUUGCCAUGGACAACAUCAUUUGCGCGUACUUCUUCUUCGAGAUCACGGUCAGGUGGAUGGCCUAUUCUGUUCGCCUCACUGCCCUGUCCGACAUCUCAUUUCUCUUCGAUCUCUUUCUAGCUGUGUCCAUGUCCUUGGAGACUUGGGGUGGUCCAAUCUUCACGCUCAUCACCGGCCGCCAAAGACAAGAUUCCGGACACGGGAUCACCCCGGCCUUGCGCGGCUUGAGAUUGAUCCGGAUCACCCGCGCGUUCCGGAUGUCGCGGCUGUUUCGAUCGGUGCCGGAGCUCAUGAUCCUGGUGCAGGGCAUGUUCCAGGGCGUGCGCUCGGUGCUUACAACCUUGGUGCUGCUCUUGCUAGUCACCUAUACCUUUGCGGUAGCGAUGACGCAGCUUUUGCAAGGCAAGAACAUCGGCGAGGGCAAGUUUGACAACGUACCCACUGCCACGAACUUCCUGCUUAUGCAGACGCUGUGCGGCUUCGACGCAAAUUACAUCACAGGGAUGCUCCAUGAAGAUGCCGUGUCCUUCUUCAUCCUUCUCACCUACCAGCUGUUAGGCUCGCUCACCUUGAUGAACAUGCUCACGGGUGUCAUGGUGGACGUGGUGGGCACAACGGCACAGUUGGAACAGGAGGAGCAGAGCUUGCGGACGCUGAAGCGGGAUAUUGCCGAUGUGGUUACCCUCACAGAUGAGAAUCAGGAUCGGACUGUCACCGCAGUGGAGUUCACUCACAUGAUUCAAAACCCGAUCGCCGUAAAGAAGCUGUAUGAGGGUGGCGUGAAUGUGCUGGCGCUGGUGGACUAUGCAGACUUCGUUUUUCGGGACACCGCGGAGCUGUCGCUGGAAGACUUUGUCGAAACCGUUUUGCAGUUCCGCGGCCAGAGUCCAGCUACGGUCAAGGAUGUGGUUGACCUCCGCGUAAUGGUCACCAAGGAGAUGGCCAGACUGGACAAGGCCGUGGCCAGCGUAUCGCCAGCCAAAUGAGAUGGAAGCAGGCGCCAGGUCCUCAACAGCUGCUGAUGCUCUCGCGAGCGAAGCGUGGCGAGCCAAACGGCUGGCCUGAGCCUUCAAACAAGCCUCGUGUGGAUGAAGGAAGGCUGUGCUUGUUUCUAUCCCAGAAAACGACUUGGAUGCGUUUGCUGACGGAUUCCCCACGGUGCCUC